AUGUGCUCAGUUUUUUGUUUAGAACUUCAGUGUCGUUGGGACCCAGACCACAUCAACCAUCAUAAAUUGCUGACCACCAUGCUUCAGGUCAUAUUCAUACAUACCUUGUUCCUGGCUGUGGACCCUGCAGUGCCCUGUAAACUGGCUCUCAUCCUUCAGCGUGGUCUGGGAGCCCCUGGAGAACACAGAGUUAGACGCAAGGAUGAGACCACUCGGCUGCACAAGGUCAGAAGGGCCCAGCCAGCUGCUGACCCGCCAUGCUGUCCCGCUUCCAGGGAGGCCAGGAAGGCAAGGACAGGGCUUUCCACUUUCCAGUUGCAGAGGUCCCGGCGUAGUUCAACCGGCGAGCGCAGGUGCGCGCCCCGGCAGAGCGCAGCGUGGGGUCCAGUAGUGGGACCCCUGCCCUCCCUCCGCGCCCCCCCAACAACCCGCAACCCGCCCCAAGGCGGCGGCGCAGGCGCAGAGGCGCCACCCCUCCCCCGCCCCGCGAGCAACAAGCCCGAACGCCAGCACACGGCCCUUCGCUGGCGGCUGGCAGCACGGCUUGCUGAAGUUCGAAGUCCGCGCCUCCGGCGAGCUGGCGCAGCACUGCCUCACUGCGCAAGCGCGAGAAGUUGCGAGGCCCACCUGUGGGAAGCUCGUCGGGCGCAGCCGAGGACCUCCAGAGGAAGCUCGCGCGCAGCCGCACGGCUUUCAGCCCCAGCGGGACCCGCACCCUCUCUCUCCCUUCGCGACUACAGCCGCUCCGACCUCAGCAGCACCACCGUCAGCGCCCCCAGCUCGCCCAGAGCGCCGCCCGCUUGGGCUGCCAGGCCGUUGGGGCCGAUUUUCUGUGGCAGCACAGCCCCCGUCAGCCUCUUCUGCGAGCUCCGCGCUCUCCGCCCCUCAUCCCAAGAAGAACUUCGUGAAGUCAACAACAAUGAAAACAAGUUUCUUCACUUCAGGGGUCAAAGUAAACUUGUAAAACAACAGCGACAACCGCAAAAAAAACCACCAUGCGCAGAGAGCACAGUACACAUACCCACGAAGGUGAGAGUCGGCGGUGUUGACCCCCGCUUUCUCAGGGAUGGAUGUGUUCCAGGGGUCGGUAAGGAGGCUCUCCGCCCGCGCCCCGCCCCCUCCUGCUGCCUUACUGGGAACAUAGAAUGGCACUCCGGAGUUUCCGAGAACCACUGGGGACACGGCCCCAGGCCACUGCAGGUGGAGUUGAAUGUCUGCCCCAAGGGUCAGUGGAUGGUCAGUUCGAAGCAGAUAUUUGUGCUGUCAGGGCAGAUACCUAAGCUGGGGGACCCUGCGUCUCCCUCUUUUUGCCCACCUGCCCAGCCUCUAGCCACCACUCUAGAGCCCCGCCUAGCUCAGAAUGCAGACUGUUCUGAAGGACAGGCCGCCUCAGAGGAAUGCCUUAAACCAUGGUGGGCAAAAGGAGCACUCCUUCUGCCCUCCAUGGCACCCUGCCUGUCUUCCUCUCCUGGACCGUCUCUCUGGGACCCCUUGGAGCACUGGAAACAGAGAUGCAAACUCGGGUUGGGUAGACGAUUGUAG
Lipotes vexillifer (Yangtze River dolphin) is the source of this 1542-nucleotide messenger RNA. Lineage: Eukaryota; Metazoa; Chordata; Mammalia; Artiodactyla; Lipotidae. The record is from RefSeq and is a predicted model, not a curated record.